This is a messenger RNA of Thyridium curvatum, 522 nucleotides long. RefSeq lists its product as uncharacterized. NCBI's taxonomy places the organism in Eukaryota, Fungi, Ascomycota, Sordariomycetes, Thyridiales, Thyridiaceae. The transcript has a single exon. The record is from RefSeq and is a predicted model, not a curated record. The coding region runs from base 1 to 522 and encodes 173 amino acids.
AUGGCCGACAGUCGCAAGCCCCAGGCCGCCCUCCGCUCCGCCGCCGUCGGCCUCCGCCUGCCCCUCCCCUACCGCCUCUUCUUCCUCCUCGUCGAGCCCUGCUCGGCCCUCGCCGGCACCUACUACGCCCACUUCGCCCAGCGGACCUACCUCGAGCUCACCGACGCCGCCUCCCUCCCCGUCGACGCCGUCAUCCCGCGCGGCGGCUCCAUCGUGCUCGACCAGCUCGCCAACCUCUACCUCUUCUUCGCCCUCGCCGAGGCCCUCGUCCUGCGCUCCACGGCCGACCUGCGCGUCUGGCGCGCCCUGCUGCUGUGCAUGCUCGUCGCCGACGCCGGACACCUCUACUCGGUCCGCGCGGCGGGCGCGCCCGAGAUAUACUGGAGCGUCGGCCGGUGGAACGCGAUCGACUGGGGCAACAUUCCGUUUGUCUACCUCGGCGCGUCUAUGAGGAUCGCCUUUCUCGCCGGGGUCGGGCUGGGAGGAGGGACCGAGGCUGCUGGGCAGAAGCGUGCGGCGUGA